This is a messenger RNA of Cervus elaphus (red deer), 7193 nucleotides long. It is a transcript of the gene SLC9B2, whose product is annotated as solute carrier family 9 member B2. Lineage: Eukaryota; Metazoa; Chordata; Mammalia; Artiodactyla; Cervidae. The coding region runs from base 198 to 1805 and encodes 535 amino acids. Gene Ontology annotation, cellular component: membrane. The transcript is spliced from 12 exons. Gene Ontology annotation, molecular function: antiporter activity. Gene Ontology annotation, biological process: proton transmembrane transport. The record is from RefSeq and is a predicted model, not a curated record.
CGCAGCCCCGUUAUCUUAAAUAACUGCAGCCUCGGCGCCGCCUGCGGCGAUGCGCCAGCAGGAAACUCGCUCCACCUGGCUUCCCCGCAGACCUGCGAGCCCCUUUUCUAAUCUACCGGGCUGAGCCGGGUGCCGGAUCCUGAGAGCGCGAGAUUUUCUUCCUCUUCCCUAUAUCAUCUUAUUCUUAAUUAUAAAUCAUGAGGAAUCAAGAUAAAAGAGCUGCACACGAAGAUUCAGAACCAUCCACAGAGGUGAAUCACACAGCCUCCUCAUAUCAAGGAAGACAGCAGGAAACAGUUAUGAACCUCAGAGGUAUAGAUGGAAAUGAACCAACAGAAGGAAGCAACUUACUGAAUAGCAAUGAAAAAGUGCAAGAAACACCAGCUGAACCAAAUCAUUUGCAAAGACGAAGACAAACACAUGCUUGCCCUCCACAUGGUUUACUGGCUAGAGUAAUAACAAAUGUUACCAUGGUGGUUCUUCUAUGGGCGGUGGUUUGGUCAAUUACCGGCACUGAAUGUCUUCCUGGAGGAAACUUGUUUGGAAUUAUAAUGCUGUUCUAUUGUGCCAUCAUUGGAGGUAAACUUUUCCGACUCAUUAAGUUACCUACGUUACCUCCACUGCCUCCUCUUCUGGGCAUGCUGCUUGCUGGCUUCCUCAUCAGAAACAUCCCUGUCAUCAGUGAUAACGUACAGAUCAAGCACAAGUGGUCCUCUGCUUUGAGAAGCAUAGCCCUGUCUGUCAUAUUGGUCCGCGCUGGUCUUGGGCUUGAUUCAAAUGCCCUGAAGAAGUUGAAGGGUGUUUGUGUAAGGUUAUCCUUGGGUCCUUGUCUCGUGGAGGCGUGUGCAUCUGCUGUCCUGGCCUACUUCCUCAUGGGUUUACCAUGGCAAUGGGGAUUCAUGCUGGGUUUUGUUUUAGGUGCUGUGUCUCCAGCUGUCGUGGUGCCUUCAAUGCUCCUUUUGCAGGAAGGAGGCUAUGGUGUCGAGAAAGGCAUCCCCACCUUACUCAUGGCUGCUGGCAGCUUCGAUGACAUUCUGGCCAUCACUGGCUUCAACACCUGCCUGGGCAUGGCCUUCUCCACAGGCUCCACAGUUUUUAAUGUUCUCAAAGGCGUUUUGGAGGUGAUCAUUGGUGUGGUGACUGGGGUGGUUCUUGGAUUUUUUAUUCAGUAUUUUCCAAGCAGCGACCAGGACAAACUUGUGUGGAAGAGAGCAUUCCUGGUCUUGGGGCUGUCUGUGCUGGCUGUGUUCAGCAGCACAUAUUUUGGUUUCCCUGGAUCAGGAGGACUGUGCACGCUGGUCACAGCUUUCCUUGCGGGCAGAAGAUGGGCCAGCACAAAGACAGAUGUUGAAAAAGUUAUAGCAGUUGCCUGGGACAUCUUUCAGCCCCUUCUCUUUGGACUGAUUGGAGCAGAGGUAUCAAUUACAGCUCUCAGACCAGAAACUGUAGGUCUUUGUGUUGCCACCCUGGGCAUUGCAGUAUUAAUACGAAUUUCAGUCACAUAUCUGAUGGUGUGUUUUGCUGGUUUUAAUAUUAAGGAAAAGCUAUUUAUUUCUUUUGCAUGGCUUCCAAAGGCCACAGUCCAGGCUGCAAUAGGAUCUGUGGCUUUGGACACAGCAAGAUCACAUGGAGAGAAACAGUUAGAAGGAUAUGGCAUGGAUGUGUUGACAGUGGCAUUUUUGUCCAUCCUCAUCACAGCCCCAGUUGGAAGCCUACUUAUUGGGUUGCUCGGCCCCAGACUUCUCCAGAAAGCCGAACAAAAUAAAGAUGAAGAAGAUCAAGGAGAGACGUCUAUACAAGUUUAGAGGUGAAAAGAGAGAAUGCUGAAUACAGCCCUCAGAAGGCUGCUGUCGGGGUCUGCUUUUGUCAACUAGCAGAGACUAGUUUUAUCCGGAUGGAUAUUGACAUAUUUAGUGUUUAAGUGUAAAUUAGUAGAACCAGAGUGUGGCUAUUUUUUUUUUAACAGCAUUUUUGGCUAUUACAGGGACGGUGGUAAUGUUCUACAUCUCCAACCUGCUCCCUUCCUUAAUUUUUUUCUUCAAAUACCUAUUCAUCAUUAUCUCUUAGUUUGUAUAGGGACAUGUAUACUUUGGGCUUCCCUAGUGGCUCAGCGGUAAAGAAUCUGCCUGCAAUACAGAAAAUGUAGGAAUCACAAAUUCAAUCCCUGGGUCGGGAAGAUCCCCUGGAGGAGGACAUGGCAACCUAAUCCAGUAUUCUUCCCUGGGAAAUCCCAUGGACAGAGGAUCCUGGAAAAUUAUGGUCCAGGGGUCGCAUGGACCGAAGUGAUUGAGCACACAUAGAUACUUUAGUGUACUACCACAAUUUAAUUUCAGUGUCCUGUUCUGCUAGCCAACAGCUUGCUCUAACUUAGUGUUACCAUCACAAUUUCAUAAUUCAUGGUCACCUAACCUCUCAUGCCUUGAAUUGUUUUGGGCCCUUUUUUCUUUUUGUUUUUAAAUACCAUGACACAAUCCCUCAUCCAUUUCUACCUUCCCUCUUAAUCUGCCUCUUCUCCAUUUCUACCUCUCUUACCUGUCUUUCUUUGAAGUAGUAUAACUGAUUGUUCCCACCAAAAUUUUAUAAAGUACACAAAAUAUUUUAAUUGGUUUUUCUCUGGCACCUGUCCAGGUGUCAAAGACUAACUCCUAUCCCCCUAGUUAGCUUCACAGAGCCCCCCAUUUCAGUGGCUCAUCUGUUUCCUUCUACCUAAGCAGUGCCCUGACCCAGUCCUUUGUUUUUUGUGGCCCACAUUUUCAGGCUUUUCCUGUUCUCUAGGUAAGAGAUAGCUAAUUUUUAAAUCUAUGUCAGCCUCAUGAAUGCCAUAUUAAUCAGGGUAAGGUAAGCUGCUAUAAUGAAGAAAUGAAAUAUUAAAUACUUAAAUAGAGAAAUGCAUUUUCCUCUUACAAAACCAGUUGACAGGGUUCCUCUGCUCAUGAGGUUUAUUCAGCGACCCAGGUCCUUCCAUCCUGAGACUCUGCUGUGCCCUAGCUUAGGACAAAAGUCCCCUUUCUAGUCUUCAGGAAGAAGAAAAAAAAAGGAAGCCCAAGACAAGCAAUUUAUUUUUAGGGAAGUGAUGUGGCAGCAGACACAUCUCUCCUCUUACACUCUGUUGGUGAUAAUCACACCCACCCAGCUGAAAAGUAUUAUCUCUCACUAAGCAUUCACAUUCCCGGGAGAUGGAAAGACCAGAUUUGAGAGCCAGAAGUACUAUCAUCUUGGGUGUUACCAUCACCUAGUAGCAUAUUCUUGCAGGUUAACAAGGACUAUCUAAAGAUGUAACUUUAACCAAAAGAACGACUUGCGUGGCAGGAAUUUCAGGAAUUGUGACAUGCCAGUAGAGAAGAUAAGAAAGUCUUAUCUGCAAAAGUCUCAUUUUAUCCCACUUAAUCAACUGACCAUUUCUGCUUUUGUGUGUCACUUGUUAAGUUCCUCUACUCUAGAUCAGCUCCUGCCUAGUUGUUAUAAUAAUGUUUAGAUAAUGUCGUUAGAUUACCUAAGAUUCUGAUUUAAUAGAGACAAACAUAUGAACAAUCUGUAAAACGGGCUAUAAGUGCUCUGACAGAAGUGAGUAUAGGGUACAUUUACCCUUCAUUUAGUUAUUAGACUAACAGGUCAUGAAAUAACCUUAUCAUCAGACUACUCUUCCAGCCCUUUCCACCAUGACUUUCAAGCUGUUCAAAACCAGCUUAAUUUUUAUUAAUCUAACAUAAUAGGAAGCCAGAGAGUUUUCAUUUUUACGUCAGCCUGACUCUGGUUCCUCUAUGGGAUUGUAUUCCCUUAGUGUUUAUGUUCUCAACAGGGACCAGACUAGUUUAUACCAAAGUUCAGAGAGGUGAACUUCCUUGGCCAGGUGCGCCUUGGUUGUAGCACCAUAAACUUAAUGCUUAUCUGGUCCUCUACUUUCACAGGCUCUGAAACUAGAGUCACCCAACAAAUACUUACUAAAGCCUUUGGUGACCCAGGCACAUCAUAAAAACUAAUGUUGUUACCUACCAUCUUUAAGGAUCUGACAGUCUGAUUGAGGAUAGAAACCAUUAAACAAGAGAUUGCAAAACAGUGUGAUAAGUGCCAUGAUGCAGAAAGUACAGGGGUGCCAGGGAGCUCACAGCAGGAGUAACCCAUAAAUCAGGGGGGAGGUGCACUUUAGGCACAGCCUCCAGAGAAAGGACCUCAGCUAGGAUGUGGGGAUGAUUAGGACUUAGCAGGAGGCAUGGGAGACCCAAGGGUGCUGCAGUGAGUGCAGGUUCCCAUGUUCACCAGUAACUCUUCUCCAUGUAACAUAACAGGCUUUGAAUACUUACUAAUACAAAAUACAGUUAGUAUAAGUAAAUAAGAAUGUUAUCGUAAAUAUUCAAGGCCCCAAGAAAGAAUUAGAAAUGGAAAUUCAGAGUGUAGAGAUAAUUGAGAAUCCCCAAAAGCGACUGCCAAUAGCCUAUGCCAUUUUCAGAGCAUGUGGUGACUUUUUGCCUACCUGUCCUCGGUGAGCAGCUACCAAGCAAAUCUCUGUGGCUCUCUGUCCAGUGGGCGUCCAUGGUGGCUCAGUGAAUAAUCUGCCUGCAGUGCAGGAGACCCAGGUUCCAUCCCUGGGUCAGGAACAUUCCCUGGAAUAGGAAAUGGCAACCCACUCCAGUACUCUUGCCUGGAGAAUCCCAUUGGAUAGAGGGGCCUGGCAGGCUGCAGUCCAUGCAGUCACAAAGAGCUGGACAGGACUGAAUGGCUAAACUUUCACGUUCUCUGUCCGGUGUUGGUCUCUGCAGGACUCACUGUGAAGUCUCGGGUUUGUUUUGUCACCACAAAGUAAGCCACAGCUCUUUUCUUGGUUGGUAAACUCAGAGUAACUUGAUACACAAUGUUGACUCAAGCCAAUCAAACUUACCCCACCCCACCACAGAUAGAAACCAUUGCUCUAACCUCUGGGUGAGUGAAAGGUGUAUCAUAUACAUAUUCCUAUCAGAGUACUUGUAGUCCUUUUUUCAGUUUGUUUAUGGGUUUGUUGCCUAUUAAAUUAACCCCUGAGGGGUGGGAGCCUUAUCUUGGUCAUCUGUGAAUCCUCAGCAAUUUUUACAGGGCAUGGAGCAGGGUGGGCAUUUAGUAAAUCGUUAUGAACUGAAUCAGUGAGGAGAUUCUCUUUCAGUAUCAGAAAACUACCUGCCACAUAACAGUUUAGAUUUUAGUCCACUCAGCGCAUCUGAGCUGCUCAGGCUACUACAACAAAAUACCAUAGACUGAGUGGUUUAAACAACCAAUAUUUAUCUUCUCACAGUUCUGAGGCUGGAGUCAAAGCUGAGAGUUGCCAGCAGUGAUCAGGCUCUGAUGAGAGCUCUCUUCCUGGCCCUGGCGGGCUAAUAGCCUCCUCCUCGUCGGAUUCUCACCGGGUGCUGGGAGGAGGGGGGUCAUGAGGGGAUGGGAAUGGAGGAGAAUAUGCAAGCCCCCUGUUGUCUCCUCUAGUAAGUCACUAAUCCCACCAUGAAGGCACUAGCCUCAUGACCUCAUCUAGUAUAAUUACCUCUCAGAUUCCCCAUGUCCAAACACCAUCACACUGAGGGGGUUAUGGCUUCAGCUUAUGAACUUAGUUGGGGGACAGAAUUCAGUACACAUCAAGGGCUUCAUACUUCCAAGGACAGUGCCAAGCAAACGCUGUAAACUCGUGCCCUUCAACACCCUUUUUUUGCCUAAGGUGGGUGCCAUCAGUCUCUCCUCUGAGAGGUGCUUGUUACUCUUUAGGCAGACUGAUUAGGUUUCUGCUUUUUAAGUUAUUUUCACCUUUCCUUGUUUUCCUUUCUGGUACUAACUCCAUGUAACAUGGACUGGACUUGAGUGUUCUCAAAAUGUCCUCAAUCAUAUGUUUGCAAAUGAUCUCGCCCAUUACAUUCUUUAAAAAUAGUAUUGAUUACUUUUGUCUAAUUAAAAAAUAAUACAUUUUCAUUGCAGAAAAUCUAGAACCCAGAAAAGCACAAGAAAGAAAAAUGAAACUACUGUUAAUGCUAACACCCAUUUUAUUUUGAUUCUUUUAAAUUUUACUUUUGCAGUCUGCGGGAUGUCUUAUUUUCAGAAUGAUACCUCAUCCACUGAAUUAGUUGGGUGAAAGGCAAUAUAAAUAUAUUUGACUUCUGUGAAGAUAAAUAAAUUGAAAAUUUUUUGUUAUAUAUAAUGAAUGCUAAGCCUUCCAAAAAUUACUUAUUCACCCUGUAAUAUUCAAAUAUUAAUUUUUCAAUGAAUAAAACAAAUCCCUGCCUUUAGGGAGUUUAUGUUAUAAAAUCCAUUCAUUCAUUCACUCAAAAUAUACUUGUAACUUGCCUACUGUGUGCCAGUUUUGCUAGGUCCUGGGGAAUACAGUGAUGAAGAAUAUAUUCAAGAUGGAACUUGAAUUCUAGUGGGAGACUGACUCUAAUACUUGCCUUCAGAAAGCUUUCAAGCUUUCAAGGAAGCAAGAUGUGUACAAAUAGCUGUAAUCCAAAUGAAUGAUUCAAAACUGUUCUCAGUGAGGAAAACUUCGUAAAGGUGAUACGUGAACUGGAUCUAGAAGAGUGGACAUGAUUUGGAUUGAUGAGUUGAUAUUAGGGACUAAGGCAAAGAAAGGAACAGCUAGGUAGAGGGCUGGUAUAUUAUCGAAGUGCAAAAACAGUAAAGCCCGGGGUUCAGUAAAUGACUGACACUUAAGGUUGAUAAAGAGAAGUAGUGAGAAGAAGACUGGAAAAGAAAGUUGGCACUUAAAUCAUACCAAAUUGGUCAUUGGCCAAAUUUCUAUUUUUAUUGAAGUGCUUUCAGAAGUACAGAGCUAUUUAUAUAGACGAUAUGUUUGAAAGUACUUUCACAUCAAACUUAGGGAAUACUGCUAUCAUGAUUAAGGUUCUCUUUGUUCCUCAAAAGUUAUUUUUUGUUUUGCUUUUAAUGGCAUUGUUGUAAAUAUUACCAAUUCAAUUAUUUUUAACUUAUCCUUGAUUUUUUUUCUUACCAAAAAGGCUUCAGAUGUUUCUUUAGGUGUUUUUAAGUGAUUAUUAUUAAAUUUUUAUUAUAUUGUCUUUAAGUAAAUGAAGGACAUUAUUUUUGAAACCUGUCAGAACAUUGUAUUUCUAUAUGAAUAAUUUAUGUAGUUUUGUGUAACAGAUGGGAACUGCUUCCUGCCGUUUUGGGAGCAAGUGAUAUCACAUGUUUUGGUUGACUAAAAUUAAAUACGGCCUGAAUCCUCUGAA